AUGAGUUCAAGAAAAUCACUUUUUCCUGAUUCUUCAUCAGAUCUACUACAUUCUGAUUCAUCAUUGUCUUUUUUAUUUGGAAACAAACGAGAAGAAUCAAAUCAAGAACAAGAACAAUCAUUAAACACCAUAUUAGGCGGUAAUUUACAUCAAUUAAAACCAGACCAAGUUGAAAAAAUCAUUCUGACUAAAUACAAUAAUGAUCCCAUACAAUUGAUUCAACAAUUAUCAUUAGAUUUAACGAAAAAAGAAACUGAGUUGGUGGUAUUACGACAAGAGAAAUUCCGUCGAGAGCAAAAAUUAUAUAAAUUAUUACAAAAAUUAGGGAAUCUUUCCACGAUUGAGAUUGAUCAAGAAUUGAAUCAAGUUGAUGAUAAAUUGAAUAAAAAUAUAGAUAAGAUAAUUCAUGAUAUGAUACAAGUGGCUAUUGACGAUGAAAUUGUACCACCACGGUCAAAGGAGAUUCCCAAAGAAGAUCUGCAAGUGAGGAAGAAGAAGAAGAAGAAGAAAAGACAAAACCCACAAAGGAAUAACAAUCAGAGUGAUAAGGAUGCAAAAUAUAAAGCAAAGAGAAAAUCUGAUCCUAAGAUGUGUGAAAAAACUGAUAGUCAACAACCAUUUCAAUCGAAGAACUCGUUUUUUACCAAAACUGAUACGUCGCCAGAAUUCUCAAUACCAAAAGCACCCGUUGAAUUACAAAAUUUCCGAAGUCAAUCAUUAUUACAACAUCCUGGUUCUGAAAAGAAAUCCAAUUCUUUUAGAUUUCCUUUACUUGUACAAAAUGAAGAAGUAGAUAUUGAUAAAUAUGGAUUUGUUAAAGAAUUCAGAAGUAAUACCCCAAUGACCCAUCAGUCAUCAUCUGCUUCUGCUUCUGCUUCUGCUUCUGAAUCUUCAUCCCCGCUACCUCAUGGACAACAACAACAUCCAGAACCAUCCUACGAAUCAUCAGCAAUACUUAUAAACAACCAUAAUAGUCAUUCUAAAUUACAUUUGAUUGAUCAAUUGAAACAAAUAUCUCAAAUCCAUGAUUCAACAAAUUUAUAUAUUGAAAAAGAAUGGGAGAAUUUAAUUAAUGAUAUUAACCGACAAUUUUAUACCAAUCAUUAUCAAAACAACGAACCGAAACAGAAACAAACCAAAAAAGAUAAUGACGAUGAUCGAGAAUUAUAUUGGAGAUUUGGUAUUAGAGGUAGUAAUCUUUUACAAUUGAAAAAUAAUCAACAAUUUUAUUAUCCAUUUAUUAAUUUAAUCAAUCAAUAUGGGAUACCUAAUAAAUAUCGACGAAUAUUAUGGUUAGAAUUAUCAGGAGCAAAUAAUAUUCGAAUCAAUGGUGAAUAUCAAGAAUUACUACUAAAUAAUAAAACUAGUAGUGGUAGUGAUGGUGAUAAUAAAAUGGAUGCAUUGAUAAAAUCAAAUAUUGAACAAAUUGAAUUAGAUUUACAUCGAACAUUACCAUCGAAUUUUUAUUUCAAUAAUUUUUUAGAAUUAAAACCAGGAAUCAAAUUUUAUAAAUUAAAACGAAUCUUGUAUACUUUUGUUAAAAGAAAUCCUCAUAUUGGUUAUGUUCAAGGUAUGAAUAAAAUUGUCGGUACUUUAUUACUACUAGAAGAUAACGAUAACAACAACAAUGGCAAUUCUGAAGAUGACAACGAGGAAGACACAUUUUGGCUUUUCAUUGCAAUUGUUGAAGAAAUUUUACCUAAAUAUUCACCACCUAAUGAUAAAAAUUUUUUCAAUUCAAUUGAUGAAAUUUAUCAAGAUAAUUUAAAAUUGAAAAAUUUAUUAUCAUCAUCAUCAUCAUUACCCAAUUUAUCGAAUCAUUUAAAUAAAUUUAAUAUUGAAAUUGAAAUUUUAUUAAUGAAUUGGUGGUUAACUUUAUUUAUUGAUUUAAAAUUCAUUGAAUUAGAUACAUGGUUUAAAAUUUUUGAUAAUUUAUUAAUCACCAAUGUUGAUGAUAUUGGUGAUGAAGAAGAUGAUAUUGAUGAUAAUAGUAACAACUACCAUCAUCGACGAAGAAUUAUAUUACCGGCUAUGACAUUGGCUAUACUUAAAAAUUUGGAAAAUUAUUUAAUUAACUUAAAUUCUCGUGAUUUAAUAUAUCAAUUUUUAAAUCAUGGUGAUGAUAAAUUUAAAAUAAAAUUUUCUGAUUUAAUGAAACAUUAUAAUUAUUUCUUAAAACGUAAAGAAGUAAUAGAUGCAUUUCGUUAA
Messenger RNA from Candida albicans SC5314, 2208 nucleotides. RefSeq lists its product as uncharacterized. Lineage: Eukaryota; Fungi; Ascomycota; Pichiomycetes; Serinales; Debaryomycetaceae. Gene Ontology annotation, molecular function: GTPase activator activity. Bases 1 to 2208 code for a protein of 735 amino acids. The transcript has a single exon. Gene Ontology annotation, biological process: activation of GTPase activity. The record is from RefSeq and is a predicted model, not a curated record.